CAGCUGAGCUGCGGGGCGAGGUUGGGAUCUCCUGGGAUCGGCGUAGGGGCGCUCGGGGCGGGAGUGAGGUGCAAGGCUGCGCCAGGUUUAAGGGGGAGGGCUCCAGAGCCUUCUCACUGUGUAAGGCGAGAGAGAGAGAGGAUCCUCAGGAUUUUAAAGAGGAGGAGGCGGCGGCAAGUUCCCAGUAUCUGUCAGAGGCUGGGGGGUCGUAGCUUCCAAUCCGGGGAGACGGGGAUCCCCGGGGGGAGCCCUGUCGUGAUCCCCGGGCCCCGGCCGAAGGGUCCAGAGGCCUGGCAUCAUGGCGUCCAUCCUGGAUGAGUACGAGGACUCGCUGUCUCGUUCGGCCGUCUUGCAGCCCGGCUGCCCUAAUGUGGGCAUCCCCCAUUCGGGGUAUGUGAAUGCCCAGCUAGAGAAGGAGGUGCCCAUCUUCACGAAGCAGCGCAUUGACUUUACCCCUUCUGAACGAAUCACCAGUCUUGUCGUGUCCUGCAAUCAGCUGUGCAUGAGCCUGGGCAAAGAUACACUGCUCCGCAUUGACUUGGGCAAGGCAAAUGAACCCAACCACGUGGAGCUGGGGCGCAAGGAUGAUGCCAAAGUUCACAAGAUGUUUCUGGACCAUACUGGCUCUCACCUGCUGAUUGCUCUGAGCAGCACUGAGGUCCUCUACGUGAACCGUAAUGGACAGAAGGUACGGCCACUAGCACGCUGGAAGGGGCAGCUGGUGGAGAGUGUGGGUUGGAACAAGACACUGGGCACUGAGAGCAGCACAGGCCCCAUCCUGGUUGGUACUUCCCAAGGCCAGAUCUUCGAAGCAGAGCUCUCAGCCAGCGAGGGUGGGCUUUUUGGCCCUGCCCCGGAUCUCUACUUCCGUCCAUUGUAUGUGCUAAAUGAAGAAGGGGGUCCAGCGCCUGUGUGCUCCCUUGAGGCUGAGAGGGGCCCUGAUGGGCGUGGCUUUGUUAUUGCCACCACUAGGCAGCGCCUCUUCCAGUUCAUAGGCCGAACAGUGGAGGGGGCUGAGGCCCAGGGCUUUUCAGGGCUCUUUGCUGCUUACACAGACCACCCACCCCCAUUCCGUGAGUUUCCCAGUAACCUGGGCUACAGCGAGUUGGCCUUCUAUACUCCCAAGCUGCGCUCUGCACCCAGGGCCUUUGCCUGGAUGAUGGGAGAUGGUGUGUUGUAUGGCUCAUUGGACUGUGGGCGACCUGACUCCUUGCUUAGCGAGGAGCGAGUCUGGGAGUACCCCGAGGGGGUAGGUCCUGGGGCCAGCCCGCCCCUGGCCAUCGUGUUGACCCAGUUCCACUUCCUGCUGCUGCUGGCUGACCGGGUGGAAGCCGUGUGCACGUUGACAGGGCAGGUGGUGCUGCGGGACCACUUCCUGGAGAAGUUUGGGCCGCUGAAGCACAUGGUGAAAGACUCCUCCACAGGCCAGCUGUGGGCCUACACUGAGCGGGCUGUCUUCCGCUAUCAUGUGCAGCGAGAGGCCCGUGAUGUCUGGCGCACCUACCUGGACAUGAACCGCUUUGAUCUGGCUAAAGAGUAUUGUCGAGAGCGGCCUGACUGCCUGGACACAGUCCUGGCCCGAGAGGCUGAUUUCUGCUUUCGCCAGCAUCGAUACCUGGAGAGUGCCCGCUGCUAUGCCCUGACCCAGAGCUACUUCGAGGAGAUUGCCCUCAAGUUCUUGGAGGCCCGACAGGAGGAGGCUCUGGCUGAGUUCCUGCAGCGGAAACUGGCCAGUUUGAAGCCAACUGAGCGCACGCAGGCCACGCUGCUGACCACGUGGCUGACGGAACUCUACCUGAGCCGGCUCGGGGCUCUGCAGGGCGACCCAGAGGCCCUGAACCUCUACCGGGAAACACGGGAGCGCUUCCGUGCCUUCCUCAGCAGCCCCCGCCACAAGGAGUGGCUGUUUGCCAGCCGGGCCUCUAUCCACGAGCUGCUCGCUAGUCACGGGGACACUGAGCACAUGGUGUACUUUGCUGUGAUCAUGCAGGACUAUGAGCGGGUGGUGGCAUAUCACUGCCAGCACGAGGCCUAUGAGGAGGCCCUGGCUGUGCUUGCCCGCCACCGUGACCCCCAGCUCUUCUACAAGUUCUCGCCCAUCCUCAUCCGUCACAUCCCCCGUCAGCUGGUAGAUGCCUGGAUCGAGCUGGGCAGCCGGCUGGAUGCCCGGCAGCUCAUCCCUGCCCUGGUGAACUAUAGCCAGGGUGGUGAGGCCCAGCAGGUCAGCCAGGCCAUCCGCUACAUGGAGUUCUGUGUGAAUGUGCUGGGUGAGACUGAGCAGGCCAUUCACAACUACCUGCUAUCGCUGUAUGCCCGUGGCCAGCCAGCCUCGCUUCUGGCCUACCUCGAGCAGGCUGGGGCCAGCCCGCACCGUGUGCAUUAUGACCUCAAGUAUGCGCUGCGGCUGUGCGCUGAGCAUGGCCACCACCGUGCUUGCGUCCAUGUCUACAAGGUCCUGGAGCUGUAUGAGGAGGCUGUGGACCUUGCCCUGCAGGUGGACGUCGACCUGGCCAAGCAGUGUGCAGACUUGCCUGAGGAAGAUGAGGAGCUGCGCAAGAAGCUGUGGCUGAAGAUUGCCCGGCACGUGGUGCAGGAGGAGGAAGACGUGCAGACGGCCAUGGCCUGCCUGGCCAGCUGCCCCCUGCUCAAGAUUGAGGAUGUGCUGCCCUUCUUUCCGGAUUUCGUCACCAUUGACCACUUCAAGGAGGCCAUCUGCAGCUCACUCAAGGCCUACAACCACCACAUCCAGGAGCUGCAGCGGGAGAUGGAAGAGGCAACAGCCAGCGCCCAGCGCAUCCGGCGAGACCUGCAGGAGCUGCGGGGUCGCUACGGCACUGUGGAGCCCCAGGACAAGUGUGCCACCUGCAACUUUCCCCUGCUCAAUCGCCCUUUUUACCUCUUCCUCUGUGGCCACAUGUUCCAUGCUGACUGCCUGCUGCAGGCUGUGCGGCCUGGCCUGCCUGCCUACAAGCAGGCCCGGCUCGAGGAGCUGCAGCGGAAGCUGGGGGCUGCUCUACCCCCAGCCAAGGGCUCCACCCGGGCCAAGGAUGCUGAGGGUGGGGCUGCCACUGGGGGGCCCAGCCGGGAACAGCUCAAGGCUGACCUAGAUGAACUGGUGGCUGCUGAGUGCGUGUACUGUGGGGAGCUGAUGAUCCGCUCUAUUGACCGGCCCUUCAUCGACCCCCAGCGCUACGAGGAGGAGCACCUCAGUUGGCUGUAGGACAGUGUCACCCAAUGAGUGGGCAGGCACUGGUGAGCAGCUACUUCACCCCUCUUGGGAAGGCCAUACACUAGUCUGCGCUCAGUCAUCUUGCCAUUGCUGAGAUAUGACCCUGUGAAAUGAUAACUGCUACCUGUGAGGUGUCAGGAGUGAGUGUAUUCUGCCAGCCUAUCAUGCUGUUCUGCAGACUUGCCUUAGAGCUGCUGUUACACCACGCCAUCGGCCUGCCUCCCAAGACAGGACCUUAGUCAGGAGAAGUCAGAAAGCUAACCCCAUUAUCACCCCCCUGCAUCUAACAGCUCUUUUGUCCUUGUCACUCCACACACACAUCCUGUUCCUUCUAGAGUGAGAGUACCAUUCUUUCUCUUCACUUUGAUGCCUCUGGACCUCUAGCUCUUCUCCCUCAGAGCAGUCCCUCUUCCUGUCUGCUGCAAGUGUCCCAGAAGCAAAAAGGCAGCUCUCCAAGUCCUGGACGUUGGGUGGGAGAGGUGGUGCUAAGGGUGGGUGUGCUCUUGUGUACCCGUCUGGGGCUCCAGUGUGAGGGUACCCUGGGGCCAAGGGCCUUAUGGAGGACAGUAGGAGAUGGUGACAGAGCUGGAGAGCAUUAAACUGUCUGCACUGUA
Cynocephalus volans (Philippine flying lemur) is the source of this 3843-nucleotide messenger RNA. RefSeq names its product VPS18 core subunit of CORVET and HOPS complexes (gene VPS18). Gene Ontology annotation, cellular component: endosome; HOPS complex. Lineage: Eukaryota; Metazoa; Chordata; Mammalia; Dermoptera; Cynocephalidae. The record is from RefSeq and is a predicted model, not a curated record. Gene Ontology annotation, molecular function: protein-macromolecule adaptor activity. The transcript has 5 exons. The coding region runs from base 299 to 3220 and encodes 973 amino acids. Gene Ontology annotation, biological process: intracellular protein transport; lysosome organization; organelle fusion.